This is a messenger RNA of Pyrus x bretschneideri (Chinese white pear), 2113 nucleotides long. RefSeq lists its product as uncharacterized. Lineage: Eukaryota; Viridiplantae; Streptophyta; Magnoliopsida; Rosales; Rosaceae. Bases 303 to 1523 code for a protein of 406 amino acids. The record is from RefSeq and is a predicted model, not a curated record. The transcript has 5 exons.
CCGAGUCACUGUUAAAAAGGCCUCUGGGGCUUCGUCCCAACUUUCAAUAAAGCCUCACAUCCUCUCUGCCUUCUUCCUCCUCCACCUCCUCUGUUUUCUCACUCUCACUAACCACUACAUCUCGAUACUGCUGGGUGCCUGUUUAGUCUCUACGUAGCACCAGCAAACACAGCUGGGCUCGCCAUUAUUAUACCUUCACCGAGCAGCAAAACCCCCUUAUCUCAGACCCAUCAAACCCCACUUUCUCUCUCUACUUUUUUCUCCAAUUCACUCUCUGUUCUGCUAUUUCAAGGACUACCCAGAUGGACGAUACGUUAGACGCUGCGUUUUGGCUCCCGACCCAGAUUCUCAACGACGACGACGCACCGGCCAUGGAGCUCAACUCAAAGACCAAUAAAAGUGGCGGGUAUGGGUUUGAUACUGAUGCUCCGAAAGCUCUGUUCCCGUUUGAGUUUCCUUACGGCGGCACUUUUGGGGUUUCAUCGGAUUUCAUUUCGCCGGUCGAGUCGAGCGAGACUGAGAGCGACGAGGAAGACUACCUCGCUGGGUUGACCCGCCAAAUGGCUCGCUCCACUCUCGACGACGAGUUCAAGUACCCCGACUCUGCUUUCGCCUCCAAGAAGCCAAAGGGUUGGGUCGCUUCUGGUUCUCCCCAGUCGACUCUCUGCGCAGUUGGCAGCGGUUGCGGUUGCGGACAGGGCUCGAGCCGCGGAAGCCCGAACGCCCAGUCGCCGCCGGCCACCUGGGAUCUGCUGCAUGCGGCUGCAGGGGAAGUAGCCAAGAUGCGCAUCAACCAAAGCACAGGCCUCCUGGGUCCUCCAAGAAAGCCUUUCCCUGUCUCGGUCCCCACCAACCACCACCCAGAUGCUGCUUAUUACUACCACCAGCAAUCGCUUUCUCACAAGCACUUGCGAGCCGCUCAGUUUAAGCUGUUGAGGCAGCAACAGGUGAUGAAGGAGCAGAACGCAGCGGUCUGGGGAGCACAAACUCGAUAUCCUCCGGCGCAGACUCAGCCGCAGCCCCACCUAAACCACCAAACCAGAGCAAGAAACAACACUCCCAACAUUCUCAAUGCUCGGCCUCUGGGUUUGUCGCCAUCUGCAUGGCCGCCUCUGCAACAAGCUCAGCAGCAGCAACAGUACAACAAAAACGGGUCCGGAUUCAGAGCGGUUUAUAUCGGAAACCAAAACCCAUCUGCGAAAGUUGAGCGUUCCGGCACCGGCGUCUUCUUACCCCGCCAAGUCGGCCCCCAAUUCGAACCCCGCAAGAAGCAAGUGUGUUCCACAGCUCUACUCCCAGCUAGAGUUGUGCAGGCUCUGAACUUGAACAUUGACGACAUGCAGCAACAGCCCCAGCUUCAGCGUCGUUUUAAUGGCAGAUUGAACUCUGAUUACGAGGUUGCUCUUCAGCUUCGGAGUAAGGCUGCUGCCACCAGAACCGCCACUUUGCAGCAGAAGCGCAAUAUUUGGCCGCAGCCGGCAGCGAGCAACGAGAUUAGGCUCCCCCAGGAGUGGACUUACUAGGGUUUUGUUUGAAUUUUGGGAAUUUUAGGGAGCAAAUUGGAAGGAGUUUAGCAAGAAAGGAAAUGCAAGUUUGCAAUAGGUUUUUAAGGGGUUUUAUUUUACCAUAGUAGGAGGUUUUAGUACAGAAGAAAAUAGUAGUUUUUGAGAAGGACAGGACAGCAAAACAGGUUGGAGAAGAAGAAAAUGUUUUUUGGAUUAGGGUUAGGGUGAAAAAUAAAAAUGUCUACUUUGAUCAAAAGGGGAUAUGGUACAAGCUGCUGCAUUUGCCAUAGCAGCAUAAGCAGAAGCAGAAAAGCAGAAGCAGCAGGCAGCUUUUGUUCUGGUGGUCAUAUUUGACUGGACUGUUGUCCCUGUUUUGUAUUAGUCCGUGGGAUAACGUUAUGUUUGGGAUCCCAGAAAAUUAUCAGUGAAAGUUGUAAAGGGUGAAGACCUUGUUUGGAUUCCAACCUAAUCCAGUCCACCCACCAUGGCUAUGCAAGUGCAAAUAGUAUUAAUAAUAAAAGAAGAUUCUAUGUAAAUGCAACUUCCACUGUUUUUCUUUGAUUAUUUACAGUUAUUAGUAUUAAUAAUAAAAGAAGAUUGUAUGUAAA